Messenger RNA from Pelmatolapia mariae (spotted tilapia), 3090 nucleotides. RefSeq names its product A kinase (PRKA) anchor protein 10 (gene akap10). The transcript is spliced from 15 exons. Lineage: Eukaryota; Metazoa; Chordata; Actinopteri; Cichliformes; Cichlidae. The record is from RefSeq and is a predicted model, not a curated record. Gene Ontology annotation, biological process: intracellular protein localization. Gene Ontology annotation, cellular component: plasma membrane; mitochondrion. Bases 205 to 2049 code for a protein of 614 amino acids. Gene Ontology annotation, molecular function: protein kinase A binding.
GUGAGACGUUUAUUGACAAUAUGGCUGCCGAACUGGGUUUCGGAUUUGCAGAAAUAUUUUAAUUGACAGCGCUAGCCGUGGCUGCGACAAUAACCCGUUUCCAGCUCAGGAGUGUACGCGACAGUUGCAUUUGAAUGAAGACAACCGCGAAUCCACGGGAUGGUGUCAGUGAGCUGAGGAAACGUCCAGAGUGUGAAUCCCGUCAUGUCGUUUUUCAAGAGGAAAGCCAAAAGCAAAGAACCUGAGAAAGGGACAGACGCUAAAGUCAAUAGAGCUCCAACAAGCCCUCAAUCUCCAGGACUAAGGAACCACCAUGCCAUCCAGGAAGCUGCUGGGCCGAGCCACGUGGCCAUCAGCGCCAUCUCGGCCAACAUGGACUCCUUUGCCCGCGGUCGCACCGCCAUCCUCAAGAAGCAGCCGAGCCACAUGGAAGCGGCGCACUUUGGAGAUCUCGGUCACUCCAGUGUGAACUAUCAGCCCCAGGAGACGCGCUCUCGCAUGUCCAAGACGGUUGAACAGGCCCUUCAGGACAAUGUCGCGAUACCCCACUUCAUGCAUUUCAUGGAACUACGAGGUGCAGACCACCUGGUUCGGUUCUGGCUGGAGGCUGAGAGGUUCCGCUCCACCAGCUGGUCACGUGUUAGAGCGCAUAGUCUAAACUCUGUCAAACACAGCUCCUUGGCUGAGCCGGUCUCUGCGUCUCCAGAUGGCUCAGAGCUUUCAGAACUCACCCAGAAAACGCCCAAUGUCCUUGCACGGCACAGUAAUAGCGAAGGCUCUACAGUUCAGACUCAGCAGCGGGACUCAUCCAGCACAGAAACAGGAGCGAGACCCGGUACGCCUCGAACAGCAACACCCAGCAGGCAGACAUCCUCCAGGACGGGGACCCCUCUUAAGGUGCAGUCAAACAGCACCCUGCGAGACCUCUCUGACACACUCAUGAAAAGUAUAGAGAAAGAUGCUGUUACUAUCUUCACCAAGUACAUCUCUCCAGAUGCUGUGAGGCCCAUCCCCAUCACAGAACAGAUCAGAAAUGACAUAGUUGCUAAGAUUUGUGGAGAAGAUGGCAUGGUGGACCCAAACUGCUUUGUCAUUGCACAGUCGGUAGCCUUCGCUAUCUUGGAGCAACAGCACUUUAGCGAAUUCCUGCGGAGCCAUCAUUUCUGUAAAUACCAGAUUGAAGUGUUGACUAGUGGCUCUGUGUUCUUGGCUGACAUCUUGUUCUGUGAGUCAGCUCUUUUCUACUUCUCUGAGUACAUGGAAAAGGAAGAAGCAAUGAAUGUACUGCAGUUCUGGUUGGCGGCAGACAACUUCCAGAACCAGCUAGCAGCUAAAAAGGGCCAAUAUGAUGGCCAGGAGGCUCAAAAUGAUGCCAUGAUUCUCUACGACAAGUAUUUCUCACUCCAGGCUACCAACCCUCUGGGCUUCGGUGACUCUGUGCGGAUGGAGAUAGAGUCAAAUAUCUGCAGAGAGGGAGGGCCACUCCCUGACUGUUUCACCACUCCACUCAGACAGGCUUGGACAACCAUGGAGAAGGUCUACAUGCCAGGUUUCCUGUCCAGCAACCUUUACUACAAAUACCUGAGUGACCUCAUCAAUUCAGUGCGGGCCGAUGAGUUUGUGAAUGUCAGCACUCCAGGUCAGGGCGGACCGAUGGACAAUGACCGCUCAAGUUCAAAUGUCAGCGAGAGCUCUCACACUCAGCAAAGUGCCAGAAAGGCAGCAAUCAAAAUCCUCAAAAACUUUGAUGAGGCGAUAACGGUGGACGUUGCCAGCCUGGACCCUGAGGCCUUGUACCAGCGGCCGUAUGCUGGAAGGAUGACAUUUGGGAAAGUGAAUGAGCUGGGCCAGUUUAUCAGGGAGGCAGAGCCAGAGCCGGAUGUGAAGAAAUCCAAAGGUUCCAUAUUUUCUCAAGCCAUGAAGAAAUGGGUCCAAGGCACCUCGGAUGAGGCCCAGGAGGAGAUGGCGUGGCAGAUUGCCAAGAUGAUUGUCAACGACGUUGUCCACCAGUCAAACCACGACAGCCCCGGCAAGGCCACCAAGUUAUGACCCCACUGAGGAGCCAAAGGACUGUCACUCCCUACAGAUUCUGGCCAAGCCAGUGAUAAACAGUACACAGAGUUCACACUGCAAUGAACUGCAUUACUCUGAGAAAGAACAAGGCAUUUUAUCACUUCUCCAACCACCAGGUGUGCAUGUGUGUGUGUUCGUGUAGCUGAGAGCUUGGAUGAGUGAUUGUUCACGCUUGGGCUAAUAGAAAACUUGAAGUACAUCAUUGUUCCACUCUUCCUGCUCCUUAACACUAUAAAGGUACACGUGUUGACGCCGAGAGUAAAGCGAAAUGCAACAGACUGGAGGAAGGAAACUUUUGGCAUGAUACCAGGAGAAGCUGCAGCAUGUCAGUCAACACUCUCACUUUUGUCUUAUCUCGGACCUGCGGAGGAUGCAACAAUAGCAACGUUUUGUUCACUACUUGAUGACACACCUCCCCACGCUUUUUAUAAUCAUUCCUUGUUUUUACAUGAACUUCUGUCUUUUGGUCAGCCGCUUAAAGGUUUGUUGGUUUGGAGCGUUGUACAGUUUUUGCAUACGCUUCCAUGAGGCUGCCCAGAGAGGCAUUGCCAGCUGUUUACUGGUGUUAGCUGACGUAGCUUUACUUGUUUGGUACUGUACAACAUCUGGAAAUGUUACAGUGAAGAAGAGUGGAUUCAGUUCUUGGACUUGUGGACCUGUAUAAAUAUCCUGGCACCUUUACAGAGCAUAGAAGAAAAUACUCCCAGUUGUGUUGGAAAACUCCAAAACUCCUUGUCCUAAAUGUUCUAUGUAUAAAUAUCUAUUUAGAUUUCUGGUUUACCCCAAAUAUUAAUGUUAAUUUUUUAUGGUGAUUGCUGAUUUUUUUGUUUUGUUUUUGUUUUGGCUGUUUUUUGUUUUUUUUUAAAUAUGUCACUGAAACAAACUUCAGUGAUGAGUGGACUGUUUAACUGGAAGGUGAAAUAAAUGAUUUUUUAGGUUUUUUUUGAGCCUUACCAAGAUGUGGAUAAGAACCAGAACAGACUCUUGGUACUAUGUACCACUAAUGACAUCUAUGUG